Molecule: messenger RNA, 401 nt
Organism: Amphimedon queenslandica
Lineage: Eukaryota; Metazoa; Porifera; Demospongiae; Haplosclerida; Niphatidae
Exons: 5
Coding region: 84-401 (105 amino acids)
Biological process (GO): proteolysis
Molecular function (GO): cysteine-type peptidase activity
Source: RefSeq, a predicted model, not a curated record
AGGUUUCAAGUAUUGAGUUACUGUAUAAUCUUGAUGGCUGCUGUAUUACACAUGAACACUUGUAUCAGUUACUGAAAGGAGAAAUGAUCAAUGUUAAAGUUAUUGACUUAUAUAUCAAGGUAUUGGCAAAAACAUAUUCAACUGAGGAAAGAUUUGUAGCCUCAUUACCAUGUAAUUUUAUGGAUUCGGUGAUAAACAUGAGUGAUGUCUCUAAUUGGUUUCAGCAUGUUCCAGAUGAAUGUUUUCAAAGAGGAUUACUCUUUUGGCCCAUGUAUCUACAGACUAAAAGUCACUUUAUUUUACUUGUGGUCAACUUCAUACUUAAAAGAAUACUACUUUUAGAUUCCUUGUCAGAUGCUCAGUUUACUGCUGUACAGCAUCACACUAGAAAUAUCAAGUAA